AUGGGAAUAUUAUUAGCAGAGGCGGUGUUGGAUGCUGGAAUGAUCUCCACAUGCUCCAGAUGUACGUUACGUGAUAACAUGCAAUGGUGUCCGACAGACAUGACAUGUCAAUUAUCAUUUAACUGCAGUUGCGGUGUUGCCUGCAUGUCUUUUCCAGAUUGUUUUGUGCAGGAGAACACAUGUUCAAGUUGUGUGAACAGCGGCGGUGUAUUCUGCAGCCGCCCCAAAGAUCCAAAGAAGGUAUGUUUCUUCCCAGAUAUUCCCAAUAUGAAGAAAGCGGAGAAGGUGAAUACCAGCAGGAUGUACUCUAUGCGUACGUAUGGGAGGGAUAUUAAUGACAAUGAUAAUAAUAAUAAUAUUAAUAAUAAAAGGGAGGUGCAGUACUGUAGUGAAGGAUGCAUGAGUUAUGAUAGCUGUAUCUCGCAGUUCAGUGAAUGUCCAGUGGAAACACCAGACACUCUGCAGAUGAUUUGGCUUGGCUUUAAUAUUUGUAUUGCAGGAUCCUUUUUUGUAGUUAUCGCUAUUGUGAUGUAUUUGGGAUUGAGAGGAGGGAAAACAUAA
Trypanosoma theileri is the source of this 561-nucleotide messenger RNA. RefSeq lists its product as uncharacterized. The transcript has a single exon. The record is from RefSeq and is a predicted model, not a curated record. Lineage: Eukaryota; Euglenozoa; Kinetoplastea; Trypanosomatida; Trypanosomatidae. The coding region runs from base 1 to 561 and encodes 186 amino acids.